Messenger RNA from Brienomyrus brachyistius, 3867 nucleotides. Its product is annotated as zinc finger and BTB domain-containing protein 2-like. The transcript is spliced from 3 exons. Lineage: Eukaryota; Metazoa; Chordata; Actinopteri; Osteoglossiformes; Mormyridae. Gene Ontology annotation, molecular function: protein binding. Bases 196 to 1629 code for a protein of 477 amino acids. Gene Ontology annotation, biological process: regulation of immune system process; negative regulation of transcription by RNA polymerase II; regulation of cytokine production. The record is from RefSeq and is a predicted model, not a curated record.
UUUUUUCCGAUGGGCUUCGGGGAGGGUCAUGUGACCGUAACGUAACGCGACCGGAAAACACCGACUGCUGCCGCCGAUGCUGCGCUUCAGAGGAACAGUGAGGCUCCGAGCCCGGCUGAGAGGUCCCCCCCCUCCGGUAAGAGACAACAAGCAAACUCCUCUAAAUUAAAGAUCGCGCAGUAAAAAGGUCGAAGAAUGGAACUGGCCAACCACGGUCUCGUUCUCCUCCAGCAGCUCAAUGCGCAGAGAGGGUUUGGUUUCCUGUGCGACUGCACUGUGGCCAUCGGCGAUGUCUUCUUCAAAGCUCACAAGGCCGUACUGGCGGCCUUCUCCAACUACUUUAGGAUGCUCUUCAUCCACCAGGACAGUGACUGUGUCCGGCUGAAGCCUGCAGACAUCCAGCCUGACAUCUUCAGCUACCUCCUCAACCUGAUGUACACAGGCAAGCUGGCCCCGCAGCUUAUCGACCCUCUGCGACUGGAGCAGGGCGUGAAGUUCCUGCACGCCUACCCUCUGCUCCAAGAAGCCAGCAUGGCCACCCAGGCCACACUGCUGCACGUGGAGCAGAGCGCCCUGCUGACCACGUCGCUCUACGGCAUCCAGAUCUCGGACCAGCAGCCCGGCGGGUUUUCCUCCAGGACGGCCCUCUCCCCCCCGUUAGAGGCAGAUGUCUUAGAGGCCAAGGGCCCUUCCAAGCUUCUCCCAGAGCCGAUUCCGACCUCCUCAGAGGACGUGGAGAUGCUGGCCGAGAGCCCCAGGGCUAACACCAUCCUCCACGUCAAGCCUAGCAUCAUGAAAAGGAACGCAUCCUUCCGGAAGCAUUAUUCCUGCCACCUUUGUGGGAACCGCUUCAGCCAGCGGGGUCUCUUAAGGGACCACCUUCUCCUCCACGCUCAGGUUACGUUCCCUUCCGAGGCUCUCCUCUCCGGGGUCUUGCCCCUUCCUUGUGCCUCUACCCCAGAGCAGUGUUCACGAGACCCAGACGAGCCCCAGCGCGUGGCCAGCGAUGGCGGCGGCGGCAGCGACGGCGAGCAGCACCCGGCAACCGACUCGCCCCACGCAGAGGGCCUACAGUCGCAGUCAGAGACCCCACCUCCCUCAGACAUAGCGGACAUCGACAACCUGGAGGCCGUCGACCUGGAGCGCGAGGUCAAGCGACGCAAGUACGAGUGUUCCACGUGCGGCCGCAAAUUCAUCCAGAAGAGCCACUGGCGGGAGCACAUGUACAUCCACACCGGCAAGCCGUACAAGUGCAGCGCCUGCGGAAAGAGCUUCUGUCGCGCCAACCAGGCAGCACGUCACGUCUGCCUCCACCAGAGCUCCGACUCCUACACCAUGGUCAACAGGCACAGCAUAGAGCUGUGCCCCAACGAUGACAACAGCCAGGUGGAGGCACUCUUUCUGUCCGCGGGCCGGCCUUACAAAUGCAGUGUCUGUGAGAUGAGUCUGUCUAGCCCCGGUGAGGUCAUGAAGCACACUUGCUUCGCGAUAAAUGCCAAGGUCCCCUCUGAUUCGGACAGCCAGUCGGCGCUGCCGGGUGAUGAACUGCCAAAAGACGAGGGGUCGGACUCCUCGGACGCCAAACCAUUUAUCAAUCCUAUUAAAACCGAGGACAUUUUAGUGGAAUAGGACUAUCUUUGUAGGUGCAGGAAUAUUUGUAUUUAACUAGCUUUAGUUGUACAAAUACCAGACGGGUUUUUUUUUUUUUUUAUAAAUAUAUGCCAUAAAAUAUCCUCUUACGGCGUCCAGUGUUACAGUUAUGAAGAUGAAUAGAAUUUUUUAUUUUUUGUUUCUUGGAAUUGGAAUAGUAAAUGAUCAGUAUAUGCUUGCACAACAAAGAAUUUAGAACUUUAGCUUUUGUUAUACCUCGCUGUUGUUUCAUAAAGUUUUUUUUAUUAGAACGUUUUUAUGGCUUAAUUAUGAAACACUGCCGUUUGCUGAAAAAGGUGAGCAGAGGUAUUGCAAACUCGGCCAUUGUGUAAAUCGCUGUCUGCCCACGUGCUCAGGGUCCAGCUGUUUUUUCUCUUUUUUCAUAUUGUAGCAGGGAAAGAUUUAAAGUCCAUAACCACCUCCGUCCACUUUUAGGGCAACACUUUUUGAACAGGGGAAUUUAGUUUUAGGAACUCACGAUUUAUUGUUACCGUUUCACUGAUUAAGAAAGGACAAGUUUUUACUUUUUUGCACCUGAAAAAGUAGCUUGACUGCUGAAUUGCUGAUAAUAUGCAUUUUCCUAAAUUCUGAGUUCUGUAUUUUUUUUUAUGUCAUUGCGUCACUUAGAUAUUUACUUCUUCAACCAAAUUAUUUCUGUGGUGAAACGGCCAGCUAGUGCUGUUCACCAACAUAACAAAAUGACCGUCAUUAUCAUUCAUAAUAGGAAAAUAUGUUCAAAUACCAGGUAGAACUAAAAUGUAGACAUUAAUAAUAAUACAUGUAAAAUAGUUCGCCAUAAUUUGUACAAAAACUGUGAUUGGCUGGUAGUGUUGACGUUACGUUACGCCCCUCCCACUUUGAGCCCAAUGAAAAAAAUGCAUAAACAAAUAAAGUUUUGUUUUUUCAAAUGGGUAAAAUUAGGUAUAUGUAAAUAAUACUGGAGAGAUCUAGAAUCUAAUAUUAAAAUUCUGUGAAAUUAGCAUAUACUUGCAAAAACAUGGUUAAAAACAUCUUCAAUUAUUGCAGUUAGAUCCAAUAAUAUCUGCCACAAUGACUAAGUAUGUAUUGUUUAAAUAAACAGGUUGCGUUAUCAGUUGGCACAUAACUUGUUCAUUAAUUAAUUUGAUUAUUCCCUGAAAUUUUGAAACAAUUAGAGCAAGACAUAUUAAGAAAGUUUACCAUGUUUCAGGUUUGAUGGAGAAUGUAGUGAAUUUAUACGAAAACUGGAAACACUGGCCUGCUUUCGGCUCUUGGCGAUCACACGCUGCGGUUUGCUGUUUACUGCGUUUGUUUAACUUUUCAUAGCUAGGUUUGUUGUAUGUAAUAUGCUAUGUUAAAACCAGGAAUGAGUUUAAAAGUUUUAAUGUGAAUAGGUCAGUUUCUGUAUAAUGUAUUUUUGCCAGUUCAGCAAUUUUACUUGAACCUCUUAAUAGAACCCAAAAUUUCAAGUUUUAAGACGUUUUGUACCGAAUACUGUAUUUUCAAAAACAAGUUACAAUUUUUGUGCCUAUAUAGUGUUACGACUUUAUGUAGAAACUAGUGAUCAGGUAUUAAAAUUUUUACGCUUUUUAUAUUUUGAUUUUUUAAAACUUUGACUGGUUGAGCAAAUACUAAUUUAUUUUUUCAUCUUGUCGUCAGUACCGUUACGUCCUGCCAAAGGAUUGUGCAGCUCUCUGUAGCGCGUUUAUUCGUGAUGUCUACGGCUUUGCAGGAAUGUUCUGUGGUAUUGCAAAUCUGGAAUGACACUAUUGACUAAAAAGCAACAAUGAAUCGCAUAAUUAAUAGACUGUUCGCUUGCGACAGGGUUUGGAUAGUAGCUGAUCUUAGGGUUUAUGGUGGGACUGCUGUGUCUGACGACUUCCUGCAUCAGAGUAGAUGCUUCAUCACUCACGGGGUGAAGCAGUGUAUAGCAACAGGCGAAAUGGAGCGUUGCAUAGUGAAGACUACUGAAGAGAACUUAGACUCAAAAGUGUAUCCUUACGUAUUAAACGGGCUUAAAACGACCAAUUUGCGAUUUACGGCGCCGGACUAUAUUUUGGGGGAACUUUAAAUAGCCGGUGGAAAAAGAAAAUCGUGUUUUGUUUGUUUUUGGUUUCCUUCAUUUAUGUACAUGGCUUUAUGUCACAAACGGGUCGUUUGCUGUGAUCUGUGUCCUCAGGAAUGUAUGCUAUACCCCUAUUUUUUUUUCAUGUGAAGAGUCAAAAAAUAAAAUGUGUU